Molecule: messenger RNA, 1002 nt
Organism: Callorhinchus milii (elephant shark)
Lineage: Eukaryota; Metazoa; Chordata; Chondrichthyes; Chimaeriformes; Callorhinchidae
Gene: tnfsf10l
Product: TNF superfamily member 10, like
Exons: 5
Coding region: 1-930 (309 amino acids)
Biological process (GO): immune response
Cellular component (GO): membrane
Molecular function (GO): tumor necrosis factor receptor binding
Source: RefSeq, a predicted model, not a curated record
AUGUCUGGGCAACACAGCAGGUCAGGCAGCUCCCAAUCCUCUGCUCCCAUGGUGUGUGAGGGUCCCCCCCGCGCCCCCCGCCGGCCCGGGGCCGCAGUGUGGGUGGUCCUGGCUCUCCUCUCUCUGCUGCUUGUGCAGUUGGCAGUGACUGCGGGGAUCUGUGUCCACUUCACAGCAGAGAUCUCCAGGGUUAAGCAACAGCAGAAAGCCUCGCAGGAGUGGCUGUGUCUGAGUGGCCACGGCAGAGUUCAACCGGGGAAAGAGAACGAAACAGAAGGUGUGAGCGGUGAGAAGGACGGAGAGGUGUGUGGGACAGUGGCCCGCAGCAUUAGAUCAUUGGCUGACAAGGUGGUGAAAGAUGUCAUCAAGCAGCGCCUGGUGAAAGAUAUAAUAAACAACUUACCCCCCGACGUCCUGAAACCCAGAGGCCAGGUGUACAUGACGCAGAGUCCCUCUGCUCACCUGAUCAUUCGAUCGCCUGCUCCCCACGAUCCCGCCCUUUUCCGUUUCCAUCAGUCGUGCCGGCACCUCCUGCACUGGGACGUGGGGAGCGGAUUCUCCCACAUCCACAACAUGACAAUGCGUCACGGGAAGCUGCAGGCGAGCCAGCCUGGCCGUUACUACAUCUACUCCCAGACCUACUUCAGAUACCAGCAGCAGCAGCACAGUGACGAGGGCCCCGGCUCCGAGCGUCAGCUUGUUCAGUGUGUCCACAAGAAGACGUCCUACGCCUCGCCAACCCUGCUGAUGAAAGCCGUGGGGACCAAGUGCUGGGCAGCGGAGGCUGAAUACGGCUUAAACUCCCUGUACCAGGGCGGGCUGUUUGAACUCAAGGCCGGAGAUGAGAUAUUCGUGACUGUGUCGGACCCAGACGUAAUUGACACAAACGGGGAUUCCAGCUAUUUUGGAUCUUUCAGGCUGGACUUGUGAGAUCGAGAGCAGUUCUUUUCCUGCCAGUGACUGGUCUGCAACAAUCACGGAACAAUAACAACAAAUUAUACU